Messenger RNA from Anisakis simplex (herring worm), 348 nucleotides. The record is from the annotation of a GenBank genome assembly. Lineage: Eukaryota; Metazoa; Nematoda; Chromadorea; Rhabditida; Anisakidae.
AUGCGUUAUUCGAUUCUUCGAUUGGCGAGUCAGUUUUUACGCAAUAAAGAACACGUGUUUGCCGAUAGAAGUGUAUUCGUCAAGGAUUUCUGGCGAGUAUCUGGUGCGAGUGUGUUAACUCAAAUCGUUGUUGCUGUCAUUAUCGAGGAGUUCGCAUUUCCCACUCCGGAUAUAGUAUACGAUUUGCGAAUGUAUUUAUCGCCAGAUUUUGCCGAAUUUGCGAGAUACGGUGAACGUGGUGAGAAGGAUUAUCGACUGGACAAUUCAUUGCGCUCGUUUCAUAUUUCUGAGGGACGUGUUCAACGGAUACGAGAACGCGGCAUAUCUAAAGAGGGUGGAUUCGAUUAA